This is a messenger RNA of Microcebus murinus (gray mouse lemur), 4283 nucleotides long. The record is from RefSeq and is a predicted model, not a curated record. NCBI's taxonomy places the organism in Eukaryota, Metazoa, Chordata, Mammalia, Primates, Cheirogaleidae.
CCCAAGUGUCCCUCUUUAUUCCCUGUCUGCCACUUCUGAUAGAUACAGUCUGAGGAGUUUGUUCAGUUCUACUCAACGAGUCUGCCUUCCGCGGUCCAUCGUGGCCAAACAUCACAGCGAUCACAGCCAACACCAUAGAAAGUGUGCUGAGCAUUGUCCUGGCUGCUCAAUAAGUGAUAAUUCAUUUGCCCUUCACAACAACCCUAUGAGAUAAAUGCUGUUAUUAUCCCACGUUACAGAUGAGCACACUGAGGCCCUGAGGGGUAAGGCAACUUGCUCACCAUAACACAGCUAGUUGAUGGUGGCGUCCGUUUACAAAUCCAGGCAGCCUGGGUUCAGAUUUGGUGCCCUUCAUCACUGGGCAACACUGACUCUGCCACUCGUCCCUGAUUCUGCCAUGCUCUGUGCUGCGUACAUGCAGAUACAUUUUCACAUGAUCUUCUCACCACCUGGGUGUCGCUAUUGCACUUUCAUGGGACACAUGCCCAAGUGAGUGUAGGAGCAAGACAAAUGUUAUGUCCUCAUUUAACAGAAAUUUACAGAGCAUCUAAUAGGCUCUGUGCUCAGUGCUACAGAUACAACAAUGAGAGCAGACAUGGUCUCUACUCUCAUGAAGCUCUCAAUGGGGGAGACGAAUAUUAAUCAAAUGAGUCCACAGAUAAAGACGUCAUUUCAAAAUUGGGUAAGAAGGCAGAACAUCAGGAGCCGGUACAGGGAAUCUGAUCUAGCUGGGGGUGAUGUGGGAAUGUGCAGGGGGCUUUUCUCCCAGAGGAAGGAGUGUCUGAGCUAAGAUGGGACCCCCUGAAGGGAAGCCACAUGUUAAAGGGUGUGGAUUGGGGAGCAGGCAUGGAAAAGUAUUCCCAGCAAAGGAACGGUGUGUGCACAAGCCUCGUGGAGGAGGAAGCAAGGUGGAAUUGUGGCUUGUGAGCUAGGCCAGUGAGGCUAGGAUGCCAGGGGCCACCAGAGGGGGGGGGGGUGCAAGGGAAUGCUUUGAAAUGAUGCAGAAAAGACAAGAAAUUGUGGUUCAUCUGGUCCUCAAGCAAUGUUUUAAAUCUCACUGUUGUACUGACCAUACUGGCAUACGUAGCAGGUUCUUAGUAGCAAAUGUUGCUUUCCUCAUUUCAUGAAACAGUUGGUAGAAGCACAUUUUUGCCAUCUCAGAAACGCAGUUUGUGUUGCAGACAGACAUAAUUUCAAAUGUCCCUGUGCUUUACUGUCAUAAACAUAUUCAAUCACGGCCCUAUUUGCAGAGCAGAUAAUGCAGGUGAAAACCCUGCAAACAGUGCAGUGCUUUACACACGCCCGCGUUAUUAUCCUUAAUAAUGGGGCUCAUUUGGGAUGAUGCAUGUGCCUCUUGCAGGAGUUAAUAUAUGUAAAGUGUUCAAAACGGUGCCUGGUUCGUGGUAAACAACGGCAUAAGUGUUAACUGUGGUUUUUACUGUUAUGCCUCUCUUUUCUCUCUCCCCAGGCUUGGUCUAGGGAGGAUCUGUGCUUCACAAAACUGUUUUAUGUGUCCGUGUCUCUCUUUCAGGCCAGAACAAAAUCUGCUUCAUCCCAGGCAUGGUGGGACCUAUAUUAGAGAUGACACUUAUCCCUGAGGCUGAGCUCCGGAAAGCCACCAUACCAAUCUUCUUCGACAUGAUGCUGUGUGAAUAUCAAAGAAGUGGGGAUUUCAAAAAGUUUGAGAACGAAAUCAUCCUGAAGCUGGACCACGAGGUGGAGGGCGGCCGCGGGGACGAGCAGUACAUGCAGCUGCUGGAAGCCAUCCUGAUGGAGUGUGCCGGGGAGCACCCGACCAUCGCCACGUCGGUGGAGAACUUCGUGAACCUGGUCAAAGGCCUCCUGGAGAAGCUUCUGGAUUACCGGGGCGUGAUGACCGACGAGAGCAAAGACAACCGCAUGAGCUGCACCGUGAACCUGCUGAAUUUCUACAAAGAUAACAACAGGGAGGAGAUGUACAUAAGAUACCUGUACAAACUCCGAGAUCUGCACCUGGACUGUGACAAUUACACAGAGGCCGCCUAUACGCUCCUUCUUCACACCUGGCUGCUCAAGUGGUCAGACGAGCAGUGCGCGUCACAGGUCAUGCAGACGGGCCAGCAGCACCCCCAGACCCACCGGCAGCUGAAGGAGACGCUGUACGAGACCAUCAUAGGCUACUUUGACAAAGGAAAGAUGUGGGAAGAGGCCAUCAGCCUGUGCAAGGAGCUGGCGGAGCAGUACGAGAUGGAGGUCUUCGACUACGAGCUGCUCAGCCAGAACCUGAUCCAACAGGCCAAAUUCUAUGAAAACAUCAUGAAAAUCCUCAGGCCCAAACCGGACUACUUUGCUGUCGGAUACUAUGGCCAGGGAUUCCCCUCCUUCCUGCGGAACAAAGUGUUCAUCUACCGCGGGAAGGAGUAUGAGCGGAGAGAAGAUUUCCAGAUGCAGCUGAUGAGCCAGUUCCCCAAUGCAGAGAAGAUGAACACGACCUCUGCCCCUGGCGAUGCCGUGAAGAGCGCCCCAGGCCAGUACAUCCAGUGUUUCACUGUCCAGCCAGUCCUGGACGAACACCCCAGGUUGAAGAAUAAGCCAGUGCCCGACCAGAUCAUAAACUUUUACAAAUCCAACCACGUGCAAAGAUUCCACUACUCCCGGCCUGUACGCAGGGGGACCGUAGACCCCGAGAAUGAGUUUGCUUCGAUGUGGAUCGAGAGAACCUCCUUCGUGACUGCGUACAAGCUUCCGGGGAUCCUGCGCUGGUUCGAGGUGGUGCACAUGUCCCAGACCACAAUCAGUCCUCUGGAGAACGCCAUCGAGACCAUGUCCACGGUCAACGAGAAGAUCUUGAUGAUGAUCAACCAGUACCAGGGCGACGAGAGCCUCCCCAUCAACCCGCUGUCCAUGCUCCUGAACGGCAUCGUGGACCCGGCCGUCAUGGGAGGCUUUGCCAAGUAUGAGAAGGCCUUCUUCACUGAAGAGUACAUCAGGGACCACCCUGAGGACCAGGACAAGCUGAACCGCCUCAAGGACCUGAUUGCGUGGCAGAUCCCCUUCCUGGGGGCCGGGAUUAAGAUCCAUGAGAAAAGGGUGUCGGAAAACCUGCGUCCGUUCCAUGACCGGAUGGAGGAGUGCUUCAAGAGCCUGAAAGUGAAGGUGGAGAAGGAGUAUGGCGUCAGGGAGAUGCCCGACUUCGACGACAGGAGGGUGGGCCGCCCCCGGUCCAUGCUGCGCUCCUACAGGCAGAUGUCCAUCAUCUCGCUGGCUUCCAUGAACUCCGACUGCAGCACCCCCAGCAAGACCACCUCCGAGAGCUUCGACCUGGAGCUGGCACCGCCCAGGACCCCGAGAGCGGAGCCGGAGGAGCCCAUCUCCCCGGGGAGCACGCUGCCCGAGGUCAAGCUGCGCCGGUCUAAGAAGCGGACGAAGAGGAGCAGCGUGGUGUUCGCCGACGAGAAGUCAGCGGCCGAGUCGGACCUGAAGCGGCUUUCCAGGAAGCACGAGUUCAUGAGUGACACCAACCUGUCGGAGCAUGCGGCCGUCCCCCCGAAGGCGUCCGUGCUCUCUCAGAUGAGCUUUGCCAGCCAGUCCAUGCCCACCAUCCCAGCGCUCACGCUCUCGGUGGCCGGCAUGCCCGGGCUGGACGGGGCCAGCACGUCCCCCCGCCUCAGCCAGACCUUCCUCCACCUCUCCGACGGCGACAAGAAGACGCUCAAACGGAAGAAGGUCAAUCAGUUCUUCAAGACGAUGCUGGCCAGCAAGUCACCGGAAGAAGGCAAGCAGCUCUCGGACGCGCUGUCCACGGACCUGUGAGACGCGGCUGACCAGGACAGCGAGGGGCAGCCAGGGAGGGAAGCUUCCAGAAGAGCAGACACCGAGGCCUCAGGGAGGGGAGGCUGUCCUCAUCAGUCGUCCUCACCCAGAGGAGACGGAGGGGCCGACUGGGUCCCAGAGCUCGAGUGGUGACGAGCCCAGUGUCACGGGUGGGGGGAGGGGCGGCUGGUGGAUUCUUGGACCUUGAGGGACCGGCCAGGGCACCUUCUCUCAAUCUGCCCCCCAGCAGCCUAGGCACGGCUUGUUACAGCCCGGUUUCCUAGGUAUCAGGAGCUGUGCUUUCGUUCCAUUUACUAAGUUCCAGAAUUUAACAGAAAAGAAAAGCCUUUUAAAUAUUCUUUUUUAUUUUAUUUUAGGUUAACAGUUUUGUACUCUACAUUUUUAAAUGCGACCAACCUGGUCUCUUUUCUAGCUGUUAAUGUCUGAGGUGUUGCUGUUUCUUACUGACAAUAAAAAGUGGUUUGCUCAAA